This is a messenger RNA of Protopterus annectens (West African lungfish), 2036 nucleotides long. Its product is annotated as protein dispatched homolog 1-like. The transcript is spliced from 4 exons. The record is from RefSeq and is a predicted model, not a curated record. The coding region runs from base 1512 to 2036 and encodes 174 amino acids. NCBI's taxonomy places the organism in Eukaryota, Metazoa, Chordata, Ceratodontiformes, Protopteridae.
GGGUAUAUUAGCUGCAUUUUGCCUUUGGGUAUAAAAAUACUUCAAAUUCAAAGUACGAUAAAAAUCUUUAAUGUCCAAAACACUGGAAAAUUCAGAGACAUAAAAAGAUGGAACAUAUCCCAAGCCUUCAUUUAAUACUCGAAUUUCUACAUCAGAUAAAUCAGCUGUAGAGAGGCUAACAAUCAAAUAAUUUUCAUUCAAAUUAUUAACAGUCACAUUUGGGCCAAUGUCCGGAAUGUUGCUUCGAUGAUUUCUCCUGUGUUUCCGUCCAGCUCUUCUAAGGGCCCCUUCUGGUCUUAGAUCUUUUGUUGCUAGAUGAAUUCAUAUCCAUUAAAUCACCAAUAUCAUAGACUUGCCUUCUUUUUUCUCCCCUCUGCCAACAUUUCUUUCAAAGGUGAGCAGAUUUAUUGACUGUAAUUGACCACCUACACACUUCUCAACCUUCCAUCUACAGAAUGUGGAACAUUACCCCUUAUAAUGUGGAACAGAUGGGCAAACGUGGAACACUACUAACAGCUUGCUAACAACUUCCACUAGAAAGCUUAUAGGAUGAUUAGUGUGUUACUUUAUACUUAUUAAGCAUUCUUUUGAUGAAUGAAUAUAAUUCAGUAGUAUUUCAUUGAAUGUGUGACACACCCUUUCAAUAUGGAACAUAGACAUUUCAAGACUCAAAGUGUGGAAUGUUCCUUGUAAUGAGAUAAACGUGAUAGGCAUGACGACAAAGUAUCCCAAGCAGCAAUCCUCUCCAAAGUAGUUCGUCUAUAAGAGAAGUUGUAAUUUUUGGCAAAUAAUUUCAUGGUUAGGCACUUUAGAAAGCUCCUAGUUGUAAAAAAAUGCACAUUUGCGCACUAGUACUUUAGAUCUUGGAAAGGCAAAUGAAAAAAGAAAUAUGCAACUAUUAUGUUCAUGAGAUCUCCGAGUAUCCACUAGGUGUAGGAAUAUACUACCUUACAUGAAUGCAUAUGUGUGGAUGUGUCCUAGAACAUGUACCCGACCCACACAUUACCAAAACCAAACGAGAUCACCUUAUACUUCACUUCUUCGCACUCAUUAACGAUCUUGACAUUUUUCGAAAAAGACCAUUAACCCCUUGCCAGAUAUAUAACAUCCGGCAAAGGCUUAAGCCAGUCCUUAGUUACUGCACCACUGUCUGGACGCCUUUAGAGUUCACUUCCUGUGCGUUUGAUUCACUGUAGUACUUACUCUUCGAUAAACACACGCACAGCGGAACUCAGAGAUUACUGAUACAAGGAAUACCUGAGUAUGUGUUAACGCAUCCUGAUUGCUAAACUGGAAAAAAGAGAAGAAAGUGCAGACUACACAAGUACUUUUCUCGUCUGUGUUUUGUGAAGGCCUUUAUCCACAUUGCCUGCAUGCUAUACAGAAGUUAGAGAUAAUAUUAGUUGGAGCUAUGAAGCACUGGCAGAGGAAUGCACCCCAAGUGAUGGUCUGCAUCUUGAACAACUUUAACUUUAUUAACAAUCGCAGAAAAAACUGGAGGAACUGAGAGCAUGGCUGUGAGUAAUACAAAUGGAGACUUAGUGAUUCAGUGCAAUGGGAACAUCAGAUCUAAUUCCUUCAGCCCCAGCAUAUCUGUAGCCAACAAUGGGGACACUGCCAUCCAGCAGCUGCCAUUCAGUGAUCCUUCACGUACAAAAGUGAGUGUAAAUGGGGGAUUACAACCAAAUGGCACAAUAAAACAUCCUUCCUUGUCUUCAGAAAACCAAAGGACACCACCAAUGUUACCACAAGGUUUUUCACAGUGCAGCCAUCUUUGUCCAUACCAUCACUCUUUAAAUAGCCAUUGCAGUCAGCAAGACUGCCAUUCAGUGACUGGCAGUGCAGCUGCUCCCAUGACUUCCUGUUGCUUUCAGGCACAUUCAGAGUAUGCCACAUCUGUUUGUCAAAACCAUUCACCCAUCCACCAUCAAACUGCUUGCUGCCUUCAAUCAUCACCAUCAUUUUGCCUUCAUCACCAGUGGCCUGACCAUUAUCAACAUCACCCAGUGCAACAGCAUCUCAAUAAUAUAAGGUAG